This is a messenger RNA of Physcomitrium patens, 1247 nucleotides long. Lineage: Eukaryota; Viridiplantae; Streptophyta; Bryopsida; Funariales; Funariaceae. The record is from RefSeq and is a predicted model, not a curated record.
AAAAAUCCGAGACCUUGAAGGGCUUCGGACCAGGAAGAGAGGAUUGAGAACCAUAGAGAACAUUGGGAACCGGGUAAGGGAACUCCAUCUUUCUGCUCCAUCGCUUUCCGUUGGUCAAUGGCCAUGGCGUGACUUGUCCAAGCAAAUAGAUUUUGUUAACACUGUCUUGUGCUUGGAUUCACCAUCUCGCUUACACCAGCGCAAAGAUUUUGCAUUCGGGGCUGAAUUCAAGGUAAGUCUUGUGCCCAUGUGCUUAGUUUCAUCGUCAACUUUGUUACUACGUUGCUACGUUGAAAUUCUGUCACUCCUCGCGGAAGUAGUAGGGAGCAGAUGCUGUCGAUGUCUUGGGCAGACUGAGAAUCAAUUCAAUUCAAUCAUGACGACCAUUUGCCAGGCAGUUUCCGCAAGUGGAUUGUUUUUGCCUUCUGUUACCGACAAUGGUUGGCGACUAAAAGGAGCUUCGCAGCUUAUGACUCAGGGAGUUGGCUCCAGGAUAUCUACGAGAACUUUGCAACGGAAUUGUGUGACCUUCUGUUCCAGUAACAACUUUCCUUCAGAUGAUGCGAACAAAUCUUUGGGAAAAAAUAUCGAAAACUUGGCGUGGUGGGAGAAAGUCAACACUGCUGCAGUUGGAGUAAUUUUGGGAGUUGGCAUUGGUGCAUCUUCUCUUGCUUUGCCAGCAUUUGCAGAUUUUUUGAGCUUCGAUCACGCUGAUUUACGUGGCAGAGAUAUGUCUAAUCAAAAUUUAAGAGGCGUUGUAUUCGCAGCAUGUGACUGUAGGAAGAUAAACCUGGAGGGGUCGACUAUGGACGGCAGCACGGACACUUUCGCGGGUUUUGAAGGUGGCAACUUGAAGAAUAGUUCCUGGAUACGGGCUUUUGCAGAUCGUGUAGUCUUCCGUGGUGCAAAUCUAGAAAAUGCGAAUUUCACGGAUGCUGUUUUAUCUGGAUCUCAGUUCGAUGGGGCUGACAUUACGGGAGCCGAUUUUACAGAUGCUCUUGUGGACAAUUAUCAACGUUUGCAGAUGUGUAGAAGAGCCAAGGGCGUUAAUCCUACCACGGGUGUUGCAACUCGUGAGAGUUUGUUCUGUUGAGAUUUAGCAGAUUUAGAAGUUGGCGGUUUGAUGCCUGGCUGAUUCUCUAGAAGAUAAAAUUAAGAGUACUCAUUUCAUGAAUAUACUGACUGUACAGAAAAUUGAAUGUGAACCAUAAUAUUAAACUGUUCAAUGUCUGCCAUUGAAACACUAA